Messenger RNA from Engraulis encrasicolus (European anchovy), 1673 nucleotides. RefSeq names its product angiopoietin-like 5 (gene angptl5). The record is from RefSeq and is a predicted model, not a curated record. The coding region runs from base 406 to 1557 and encodes 383 amino acids. Lineage: Eukaryota; Metazoa; Chordata; Actinopteri; Clupeiformes; Engraulidae. The transcript is spliced from 8 exons.
UUAAAUGGAAACGUUUGGCUGUAAUGAGAUGAAGACGCUUUAUAACUCUGGUCAUAUUUGGGAGGGAUACUUAUUUUUCCAAGACAUGGAGGGGCAGCCUGCAUGGGGCAUCCUGAAGGAAUGCUGCAGCCUUUAAAACCCUCCUGUUGCUCACAUGGGGAACACAACGUGUCAGGUUUCCUUUCAACAUCUGGUUUUCAUAGGCAAUACAGGAUGUUGUCAAGCAGUCGGACAGGAGCUCUUAACUAUUGAUAUUACAGCCGUGGAAUUUCUCAACUAAUGCAGGAGAGGAGAAAGUGGGCUGGCUGAAGGUACCAGACACAUCUGCUGUCUGCCCACUCUCACCAAUGACAGUCAAAUAGCCUCUGGCUGUGCAUUUACCAUAGGAUCUCUUGACCAUUUAACAUGAUUUGCUUCACCUUGCUGACACUGCUGUUAUUACCUGUGCUGCCUUCAUCCACUAACUUGGGAAAUGUAACAACAAACCAGUCUUUGGAAAUAUCCGAAGACUUCCAUGAUGGCACUCUUAAAAACGAGAAUCCCUCAGCAAUCAAGUAUGGAGAGAAGUGCACCAUGCCCUGUGACCUGGUGGCUAAACUCAUGAAGGAAGAGAGACAAUCUGUCUGUAGUGAUCUUCAGUAUUCAAUAAUUUCCUAUACGAGAAGUACUAGGAAGAUGAUCAGAGACUUGAUUGAUGAACAGCAGAAAUCUUUAGAAUUGCUCUCUAACCAGGUAAUUGAACUCGUGUCAAAGGUCAGCACACUUGGCUCUGAGGUCCAGCGGAGCAACACUGAAACCUUCUCAGUGAAGCCACAGCAGUCCCAUGGGCAUGAUUGUAGUGACAUCAAGGAAACGCUGGAUUUGACGGUCUCCAAAAUACCCAGUGGGAUCUACAUAAUUCACCCCGAGAAUUCAGAAUAUCCAUUUGAGGUGUUUUGUGAGAUGGACUACAUGGAUGGAGGCUGGACGGUAGUGCAGAGGAGGACUGAUGGCAUGACUGACUUUAAACGCUCGUGGUCAGACUACAUGGAUGGCUUUGGCCAUUUACCAGGGGAACACUGGCUGGGUCUCAGAAAGAUAUUUAACAUUGUCAACCAGAAGCACUCCCAAUUCCAGCUGCACAUCGCCCUAGUUUCACAAGAUGACACCACGUCGUAUGCAUCUUAUGACAAAUUCUGGAUUGAAGAUGAGACCAACUUCUUCAGAAUCCAUCUGGGCAGAUAUGCCGGAAGUGCAGGUGACGCCUUCCGUGGCUACGAGCAAGAGGAGAAUCAGGACACUGCGCCGUUCAGCACCACCGACGUGGACAACGACGGCUGCAGCCCCUUCUGCACCUUCGACGGCGCCAACGUGGAGAGCUGCAGCACCCGCCACAACGGCACGGGCUGGUGGUUCAACCAGUGUGGCCGUGCCAACCUCAACGGCUCGCCGUCGGACGAGGACAGAUCCAGCCUCCCCCACAUGCACUGGGGGACUUGGACCAAGAAUGCCAUUCCUGUUCAGAUCAAGUCAGUGACCAUGAAGAUAAGGAGGCUGGCCACUCCUACAACCGAUUAAUCACUUCAUACAACUACAGGAGUUUGUUUUUAUAUUGCACUGUAGCAGUUGAAUGAAAACUUUUUGGUCAAUUGAUUUUUGGGGUCAGUUAUGAAAAUGAGGCUGGCUUCAACAAU